Molecule: messenger RNA, 1697 nt
Organism: Micropterus salmoides (largemouth bass)
Lineage: Eukaryota; Metazoa; Chordata; Actinopteri; Centrarchiformes; Centrarchidae
Product: heparan-sulfate 6-O-sulfotransferase 2-like
Cellular component (GO): membrane
Molecular function (GO): heparan sulfate 6-sulfotransferase activity
Source: RefSeq, a predicted model, not a curated record
CUAAUCUGAGAUGGCACCUGUACUCUGUACGCUGCCGACAACACAUUAAACAUUACAAUGAGCUAUUGUAUUGUUUGUUUCUCUGAGACUCAGUCAACACUAUAGGCUAGCCUUCGUUAGCUGACUAGCAGCUGCAUUGUUGUUGUUUUGGCUUCAUUCGGCAGCCAUAUAAACAAUAUUCUCCGAGGUUCCCCAGCGGAGGCAGGGGUCCGGACUGAGUGAUGUUUUUCUGUCCGUCCCGGGAAGAUGGAUGAGAAGUCCAACAGCAGCCACCACCGGCUCGUGAUCGUCCUGCUCAUGGUGGUACUCUUUGGCGUCAUUAUGAUCCAGUAUGUGUGCCCGAGCAGGUCUGAGUGCCAGAUGCUACACCAGCUGGGAUCCUGGUUUAAGGACGGCAGUGCAACUGGUCCCCGGAGCCGUGGGAACGAAAUCCAAGGCGGCCUCCAAAAAGAUCCGUACAUUGCAGAAGACGGCGCUCUGGUUCGCUUUGUCCCUCGCUUCAACUUCACCAAAGCCGAUUUAAAUCGUGUCGUGGACUUCAACAUCAAAGGGGAUGAUGUUAUAGUUUUUCUGCACAUUCAAAAAACGGGUGGCACGACGUUUGGUCGACACCUGGUGCGGAAUAUUCAGCUGGAGAGGCCCUGCGAGUGUCACGCAGGUCAAAAGAAAUGCACCUGUUUCCGACCAGGUAAAAAGGAAACCUGGCUCUUUUCCCGUUUCUCCACCGGCUGGAGCUGCGGGCUUCAUGCGGACUGGACCGAGCUGACCAGCUGCGUCCCGUCCCGCAUGGACUCACGCGAAGUUCCCGAUAACCUGCCCAGUAGGAACUAUUAUUAUAUAACCAUCUUGAGAGACCCAGUAUCACGCUACCUGAGCGAGUGGCGGCAUGUGCAACGUGGUGCUACAUGGAAGGCCUCCUUACACGUGUGUGAUGGACGUUCACCGACCCUGUCUGAGCUGCCGAGCUGCUACUCGGGAGACGACUGGUCAGGUUGCUCCCUGCAGGAGUUCAUGGACUGCCCCUUCAACCUGGCCAACAACCGACAGACCCGCAUGCUGGCUGAUCAGCUGGUGGGUUGCUACAAUGUCUCCGCCAUGAGUGAGGAAGAGCGCUGGGCAGUACUCCUUGAGAGCGCCAAACGUAACCUACUCGGCAUGGCCUUCUUUGGGCUGACCGAGUACCAGCGUAAAACCCAGUAUCUGUUUGAGCGUAGCUUCAAUUUGGAGUUCAUCGCACCUUUCACACAGCUCAAUGGCACACGCGCCUCCACUGUUGAAGUACCCUCUGAGACACAACACAGAAUCCUUGAGUUGAACCGAUGGGACGUGGAGCUGUAUGAGUACGCCCGUGACCUUUUCUUGCAGCGUUUCCAGGUGGCGAGGCAGCAGGAGCGCAGGCAGGCCAGGGAGAGGCGGCAGCAGGAGAGGAGGCGACUCCGUGGAAGGCUCAUAACAAAGCAAGGGAGGCAGCUGAAGCCCACAGAAACACCCCGUCAGCCUGACAGACACUCUGUGGUAACUGAGGAGCAGCAGAGGGGGAAGGCUGACGGAGACAGUAUGGAGUCACAAGUGCUACUCCCAGAAUGGUGGGAUCUGGAUGAGAACGGCACCAUGGAGGAUUACAUGGACAAUGUUGAACAGUGGUAGUGAUGGGAACAAGCAGUAGGGCGUCUUAAUAUAAGUGUUCCAUGUUCUGC